Messenger RNA from Podospora anserina S mat+, 1233 nucleotides. RefSeq lists its product as uncharacterized. The record is from RefSeq and is a predicted model, not a curated record. The transcript is spliced from 3 exons. Lineage: Eukaryota; Fungi; Ascomycota; Sordariomycetes; Sordariales; Podosporaceae. Bases 1 to 1233 code for a protein of 410 amino acids.
AUGCCUCUUAGUGCCAGUGGUCAAUACUGCGACGCCAUCGUGGCCACCUGGAAGAACCGUGAUAACUACACGGACGCCCAGAAAUGUUCCGACUGUGAACUCGGCCUGGGUAAGGCGCAGCUCUCGUCCCCCUUCGGAUACGACGCCGAAGCGGCGGCAGGCUUCUCUUCCUUGACCCAGAGCUGCAAAAAGACCGGGUACAACUACGCGACCCCCACCUCAUACGCUCUCAACUCCGCUGGGACGGCACCGCCGCCGCAGCGCACCCGUAGCACAGGGACUCAAUACGUCGUCAAGGCUGGCGAUACUUGUCGGACCAUCGCGGGACUGGCCGGGGUUGGAUCCUACCAGCUGAUCAACGAGAAUGGCCUCGACCUUAGCUGCAAUCUUUUGCCGCCUGCGGGUGAGUCCAUCUGCAUACCGGAGAAAUGCGAGACGUUCGAGUUGGUGGUGGAUCAAACCUGCGACGACAUAAUGAAGGAGUAUGGCAUGACCAAGGCGCAAUUUGCUGGCCUGGAAUCCCUUCAUCAACCCGUCGUGCAGGCAUCUUGGAGACUGGAGAGGCUGGUUUCUUUGCGCCAGAGGGAGAUGCGGUCACCACCGACGCCCCUCUGCCGACAAAUCACCAUCCUGAUUCGAACAAGCACUGCGGUCAGUGGUAUGUUGAUAAACACUGACAUAGGUACUCCCCAGGUCCAACCUGAUGAAUAUUGUCAGAUGAUAUCCCUCAAGUUCAGCAUUUCCGUUGAUGGCUUCUACUUUCUCAACCCAAAUCUCGACAAAAACUGCACCAAUUUGUGGAAAGACACAGCCUACUGUGUCAAACCGGUCGGAAACAUCGUGACGUACCCAGGCUACAAGACAUCGACUGCCACCACCAGCUUCACUCGCCCAACCCCACAGCCCACAGCAUCGGCGGCACCUAUCCCCAUACCUACUCUACACCCCAAAGCGCCGGGGACAGUGAAUGAAUGUUUUCUUCACAGGAAUGCCUGGGAAAGCUCCUUCAUGGCAAAUAAUCCACUUUUCGCGGGCGGCAACAACUGCACCUCGUGGGCCAGUGUCGGCGACGUCACUAUCCAACAACUUUUGGAGUGGAACCCCAGUUUGUCCGCAACCAAGUGCGAGUUCAAGCCCGGAUCAAGCUACUGUGUGCGGAAGUGGGAAACAGAACGUACGCUCUUCCCGAGCCCUCUAUUCCAAAACUUUGCUUCAUGGGUAAACAGCAACUAA